AUGUUAAAAUGUUUAAUUCUAACUUCAUGUUUAGAUUAUUACAAAGGAUUUAAUAAUUCAAUUGGUACAUUUGGUGGUGUAUUACAGUAUAUUAAUGACUCAUCCAAUAGAGUGGUUCAAAUGAAAGCUAAUCUUAAAAAAUGUAAAGAAGAAUUACUUUUGAAGAGAACUGAUUUGUUAAAUUUAUGGUACAAGUCGCAACAAUAUAAAGAAAUGUUAACUGUUUUGGAAAUAAUAGAAGAGUUAAAGACAACUCCAGAAAAGAUAGAAACGAUGAUGGAAAAUAAGCAUGUAUUUAGUGCUUCGAAAUUAUUAUCGAGUUCUUUGAAACAGGCAAUGAGUAAAGAUAUGAUGCAAAUUGGGGCUUUAGAUGAUAUUCGAAGAACUUUGAAAUCUCAAAAAAAUGCACUUUAUGAUUUACUUAUUGAAGAGCUUCAUAAUCACCUUUAUUUAAAAAAUUCAUAUUGUGAUAACAGAUGGUUUGCGUAUACACCUCAGCAGGAGGACUUGCCUGAAAUAACCAUAAAGCCUAGAAUAUUUGAAGAUAUAAAACCAACAAAUCAUUCAAAUGAAGAUUUGGAUAAAAAUCCUGAAACAGAUUCAUAUUAUUAUAUGGAAAUUAUUAUGGAAUCAUUACUAGUUUUAGGAGAUAUUCCUGCUGCUUUAGAGACAAUACAAGAAAGAUUACCCAUUGAAAUCCAUUCAUUGAUAGAUAAAACUAUAUCUGAAGUAGAACAAAGACCUAUAAAUAAAUGGGUUGAAACACAUAAAAAAGAUAAAAAUAACGAUGAAAAUGACAUGUACUGUUUGGAUAAAGCUAAUUCAGAAGUAAAGAAUGAAAUUCUUAAGGAUCUUCUUUGGACACUGUAUUCAAAAUUAGAAUCUGUCUUAAGAGGACAUCGGUUUAUUGAAAAUUGUGCACGACAAAUCAAGAAACGGCUUUUAAGUGGAGAAACUAACAAUACAGAAGAAGCAUCUUUAGGUUCAAAUAUCGAAGUUUAUCAUUUUCAUGAGAUAUGGCGACCUGUUCAAACAGAGAUUCGAUCUCUACUCCAAGAUUAUUUAACUAGUUCAGAUCAGAGUAUUGUAUCUGUAAACGAGGCUUCAUCAACAAAUAACUUUCGUAGUAAAAGGGAAAAUUCAAAGCAACUUUUUACUUUUGCUGAAACAUCAGUAGAUACACAACUAAAUGAAGCAUAUGAUGAAGUAAAACAAAAAUUGAUCUUAUCUUAUAGAAAACAAGUGCCUGGAUUUAGUUCAUUAAAAUCAAAUAAUUCUUUACAUCAUUCAACUAUUGUGGAUAAAUAUGCCAAUGAUGUGUCGUCUAAAGGUCAUAAAAUAUUAGUAAAGCCAGAUGCUUAUAAUGUGAGCGUUUUGUUAAAGCCAACAAUGGCAUUCUUACAACGUUUAAGAGAGGUUUUCCCCAAUUAUGAUGACCAAAAUGAAGAAGGAUUCGAUAGCUUCUUAGACGAUUUUUCAGUAAAUGUAUUUUUACCACAGAUUGAAGAGAAGGUAUUGCAACUUAUCCAACAUGCUACAGUAGGUUUGGAGGCUUUUCAAGAUGUGCGUGAUUAUAAGAAAUACUCAAGAUACCCAAUUGCAAAGAGUGCUGUUGCAUUAAUUUCAGUCAUUCAAAGCUUAUGUCGUACAAUGCAUAGUAUGCCGUUUCAUACUGAUGAAUAUGUUCGAUUAAUUGAAGUUGUGCUCCUCAAAUAUUAUGAGAAAUGCUAUCAAAGAUUUUAUUCGACCAUAACUAGAGGUAAAUCCUAUGCUGAUAAUCAAGAAAAAAGCACAGCUGAAGUUACUAUUAGCACGAGUGGAGAUUGGGCUCAGGAUGAAAAUUUAGUUGGAUUACUUGCUCAGAAUCCUUUCUUUAACGACGAUCAGAAAUCUGAUAAUGAGUUCAUUAAAGCUCUUAACCAAGCUGAAAUAACUAUGGAAUUAAAAUUGAAAAAUGAUCGAUUAUUGGAAGCAGAUGAAUUAAUUUUUGAUUCUAAAAAAUUGAUAGCUUUAGGAAGAUUAUAUCAUACGUUAAAAUGGUUUGUAAGAGAAAUUUGGGAAUUACGCUCAGUCAGUAUUUCCUCUUCUAUGGCUCAUUCAACUACUAAAUCACUUGACCAAGGAAAUCUAUCCGAUAUUAAAAGCUCAAAUCAAUGGUCAAGCCAAAAUUCUAGUCAAUUUAAAGAAAAUCAAGAUAAUACUUCGACUGCAUUACUAUCCCUUCGUGGAGAAAUUGAAAAACGAUUUGAUGCAUUACUUACUACAUAUCAACAAUUAGCAGAGACAUGUUUAUUCACAUUACGUUUAGAAGGACGCUGUCACACAAUGUAUUAUUUAGAAAUGGCUAUUCGUGAUGGUAAUUACUAUCUUGAAGACGAAACUUUCGAGCCAGAUCCAUAUGUCAUCACUUUAAAUUCUGAUUUAAUAGAAUUGGAUGACUGUAUCAAUGCAUCUUUACCUCCCAGGGAUGAAUUAUUUACAUUUGAUGGUUUGCCUGGUUUAAUUGUUCAUAUUUUAAUAUCUGAAGCAUCUUAUAUUAAAAGAUUAAACAGUAAUGGUGUACAUAAGAUGAUUCGGAAUAUUUUUGCCUUACAACAAAAUCUAAGCAAUUUUGUACCUUUAUCUCAGUGCUCAAUUAUGGAACGCGCAAGACAAUAUUAUCAGUUGUUUAAUCUUGGUAGUGAGGUAAAGUAG
Molecule: messenger RNA, 2694 nt
Organism: Cokeromyces recurvatus
Lineage: Eukaryota; Fungi; Mucoromycota; Mucoromycetes; Mucorales; Mucoraceae
Exons: 19
Coding region: 1-2694 (897 amino acids)
Biological process (GO): exocytosis; Golgi to plasma membrane transport
Cellular component (GO): exocyst
Source: RefSeq, a predicted model, not a curated record